Molecule: messenger RNA, 2663 nt
Organism: Symsagittifera roscoffensis
Lineage: Eukaryota; Metazoa; Xenacoelomorpha; Acoela; Convolutidae
Product: general transcription and DNA repair factor IIH helicase subunit XPB-like
Exons: 4
Coding region: 42-2420 (792 amino acids)
Biological process (GO): nucleotide-excision repair; transcription initiation at RNA polymerase II promoter
Cellular component (GO): transcription preinitiation complex; nucleotide-excision repair factor 3 complex; transcription factor TFIIH holo complex
Molecular function (GO): DNA binding; ATP binding; 3'-5' DNA helicase activity
Source: RefSeq, a predicted model, not a curated record
AAUUGAUUUAAAAAAAUUGGGUAAAUUGACUUAAUUCAAAUAUGCCUGACAAACGGAAGCAUACAGGCUCAAAGAAGGCAAAAAAGUCCAAAAAGCGGAGAUAUGAGUCGGAUUCCGACUCAGAUUUUGUAGCAGCUGCAACAAAAGAGGAUCCGGAUGCUGACGCCUUCAUUUAUGAAGAUGAUGUGUCGAAAGCAUUGUUGCCAAAGUGCGCUAGCAAAGGGACUAAAGAUGCAGGAGAAGAGGAUGAGUAUGGAGCAAAGGACUAUCGGAAACUUUUGUCGUUAAAACCAGACCACAAGUAUAGAUCCUUGUACAUUGCUCCAAAUGGACACAUUUUUCUUGAAUCAUUCAGCCCUGUCUUCAGACAUGCACAAGAUUUUUUAAUCGCCAUCGCAGAGCCACUUAGUAGACCGAAGCUAAUUCACGAAUACAAACUAACGGCUUAUUCGCUUUAUGCGGCGGUUUCUGUUGGUCUUAAAACCGAAGAUAUUAUAGAGUAUUUACGUCGUUUAUGUAAAACCUCGCUGCCUGAAGAAAUAAUUGAGUUCAUCAAAGCAUGUACUUUAAGCUAUGGCAAAGUCAAACUGGUCUUAAAAUACAAUAAAUAUUAUAUUGAGAGUACUCACUCUGAAGUGAUACAAAAACUACUAAAAGAUUCGGUCAUAGCGGGAACUAGAAUUGAGUCUGAAGAGACCGACAAUAUUUCCGUGCCAGAGAAGUUACAACCCACCAAUACCAUAUCAAAAUUUAAUUCGAAGGUAGAUGAUUUUCAAAACAUGGAAACAGGUAGCAAUGAAGUGCCAGAAGAUAUUUCAAAUUUCUAUGAAAAAAUGGACCAAGAAGACGACGAAGCCAAUGUUGUUUCAUUCGAAAUAGAUCCAAAGCAUCUCGAAGUUUUGCAGAAACGUUGCAUUGAACUCGAUUGCCCCUUACUCGCGGAGUACGAUUUCAAAAAUGAUACGCGAAAUCCAGAUGUUUUAAUGGAUUUGAAAAGCAAUACAACUUUGAGGCCUUACCAAGAAAAAAGCCUGCGUAAAAUGUUUGGAAACGGUCGUGCUCGGUCGGGAAUCAUCGUCCUGCCCUGUGGUGCAGGAAAGACACUUGUGGGAGUUACAGCGGCAUGUACUGUAAGAAAACGCUGUUUGGUUUUGUGUACAAGUAGUGUCAGUGUAGAUCAAUGGAAACAGCAGUUCAAACUGUGGUCUACUGCUGACGAUGCUUCCGUUUGUAGAUUUACUUCCGACUCGAAGGACAAGCCUCAAGGAGCGUCUGUGUGUGUUAGUACUUAUACUAUGAUAGCCUAUCAGGGUAGGAGAUCGUGGGAGGCGGAGCAGAUGAUGAAACACCUGCAGUCGAUGGAAUGGGGGCUGCUGCUCUUAGAUGAGGUGCAUACCAUACCCGCCAAGCAGUUCAGAAGGGUCCUAUCAGUUAUACAGGCGCACUGUAAGUUGGGUCUUACUGCGACACUGGUGCGGGAAGACGACAAAAUUGCAGAUCUUAACUUCCUGAUUGGACCGAAACUGUACGAGGCUAACUGGAUGGAGCUGCAGAACAACGGAUAUAUCGCACGUGUCCAGUGUGCUGAAGUAUGGUGUCCGAUGGCUCCUUCCUUUUAUAGAGAAUAUCUUACUACUCCGACUGCCAAAAAACUUCUUUUCUUUGUUAUGAACCCCAAUAAGUUCCGUUCGUGUCAGUAUCUCAUCAACUACCACGAGAGGAGAGACGACAAAAUAAUUGUGUUUUCUGACAACGUGUUUGCUUUGAAAGCAUACGCAACAAAGCUAAAGAAGCCCUACAUUUAUGGUCCUACAUCACAUCAGGAAAGAGUUCAGAUCCUUCAGAAUUUCCAGUUCAACCCGCAAGUCAAGACUGUAUUCAUAUCAAAAGUAGGAGACACUUCUUUUGAUUUACCAGAAGCAAAUGUUUUGAUCCAGAUAUCAGCUCACGGUGGUUCGAGGCGUCAAGAAGCACAGCGUCUGGGUCGAAUUUUGAGAGCCAAGAAGGGAUCAGUGACUGAAGAGUUCAACGCUUUUUUCUACUCGUUGGUGUCCAAAGAUACCAUGGAGAUGCAAUACUCUCAGAAAAGGCAGCGAUUCCUCAUCAACCAGGGAUAUGCAUACAAGGUGAUAGCGGAGCUGCCAGAUAUGGAGAAGGAGAAUCUGUUCUACACUACUAGGGAGGAACAACAUCAAUUGCUGCAACAGGUGAUCGCUGCUUCCGAUUUGGACGCAGAAGAGGAACAAGUGGUCGACCCCGGAGGACAAAGUGGUGGGACUUCAGCCAAAGGAGGCUCUUCCUCACACACGAAGACUAUCAAGUCCUCAAUGGCCAGUUUGUCAGGAGCGGAUGACAUGUACUACACGGAGUUUAAGAAGCCUAACACUAAAGUACAUCCGCUGUUUAAGAGAUUCAGAUGAGUCUAAACAGACAAUUUAAAGAGCUCAUAUAUGACAGUUAUGAUAUCUGAGUAAUCCAAAGGAUCCACGACUCCUUGAUAAAUGAAAGAAAAGAGCCUUCUGUGGAAAAGUUGCAUCUUAAAAAUGCAGGAGUCAAUGCAAGAGAAAACAUAUUGACUUGAUGCUGUAUUGAUUUUCAUCAAAUUAAUUGAUGAGUUUGAUGCUGUUCAAAUUGAUUUGAAUUAUUUGAUUAUGAAAAAUUAA